Vicia villosa (hairy vetch) is the source of this 507-nucleotide messenger RNA. RefSeq lists its product as uncharacterized. NCBI's taxonomy places the organism in Eukaryota, Viridiplantae, Streptophyta, Magnoliopsida, Fabales, Fabaceae. The coding region runs from base 1 to 507 and encodes 168 amino acids. The transcript has a single exon. The record is from RefSeq and is a predicted model, not a curated record.
AUGGUUGAUAAGGUGGUGGAAAAUGGGAAUUUUGUGGGGUGCAAUGUGAAUGGGAUUUGUUUCAUAGAUGUUCUUCAAUUCGUGGAUGACACAUUGUUAGUAGGAGAUGGUAGUUGGAACCACUUAUGGGCCAUAAAGGCGGUUUUGAAAGAUUUUGAAAUUGUGUCGGGGCUUGGUAUUAACUACCACAAAAGUAAGCUUAUUGGUAUUAACAUCAACCCUCGCUUUUUGGAGAUUGCCACCUCUUUCCUUGCGUGUAGGACGGAAUCGAAAGAAUUUAAAUUCCUUGGAAUCACUAUAGGGUCAAACCCUCGAAGGAUCAAUUAUUGGAGACCGUUGGUGGAUAAGAUGAGGAAGAGAUUAUCAUCGUGGAAAGGUAGAUGGGUGAGUCUUGCCAUUUUUACCUUAUAUUUUUUCAAAGCUCCUAUGAAAGUGAUUAAAGAGUUGAAUAAGAUCCAAAACAACUUCUUGUGGGGAGCUUCGAAAGAUUCGAGGAAAAUGCAUUGA